Desarmillaria tabescens is the source of this 1965-nucleotide messenger RNA. RefSeq names its product arabinofuranosidase. Bases 1 to 1965 code for a protein of 654 amino acids. Gene Ontology annotation, biological process: L-arabinose metabolic process. NCBI's taxonomy places the organism in Eukaryota, Fungi, Basidiomycota, Agaricomycetes, Agaricales, Physalacriaceae. The record is from RefSeq and is a predicted model, not a curated record. Gene Ontology annotation, molecular function: alpha-L-arabinofuranosidase activity. The transcript has 22 exons.
AUGCUCAAGACCUUUCAGCUUGGUGUUUCCGUGCUUGGAUUGCUCGUAGGGGUGUGUACGGCGCAAACAACUGUUAGCGUCAGUGCGACGGCUAGCCAUGCCAUUCCGACGAGCUUAUGGGGAGUUAUGUAUGAAGACAUUAGCGUCAGUGUUUCUUGUUUUGACGUUGUGCCGGUUGUACUGAAACAGACAUUCAUAACCAGCAUGUUCAGCGGGGACGGCGGCCUCUAUGCCGAGCUUCUUCAAAAUCGCGCCUUUCAGCAAGUAACGCCAGGCACUACAGCGGCACUGAAUGCUUGGCAGGCAAUCAAUGGUGCAUCGUUAGCUGUAAUUGCAGAUACUCAGCCGGUUUCUUCUGCUCUCCCUAAUGCGCUACAUGUCACUAUUCCGGCUGGAAGUACCGGCGCCGUUGGCUUCGGGAAUACCGGAUACUUUGGUAUCAAGGUAACCCAGGGAAGCGUAUACACUGUCUCUUUCUUCUACCGCUUUCCCACCGCAAGCUCUUUUCUGGGAAACAUCAAUGUUGGACUCCAAACGACAUCGGGUCAAAUUCUCGCUAGCAGCUCAAUUUCUAUAUCGGGUUCCCGAACGUCUUGGACUCAAGUGAGCGCCAGGUUAAGACCGGCCACUACUCCGGCAUCUACGGCGAAUAUGUUCACUGUCACCGUGGAUGGUACUGCAGCUGCAGGCCAAACAGUCAACUUCGCGAUGUUUUCGUUGUUCCCGCCGACGUUCAAGAACAGGCAGAACGGCAUGCGCGUGGAUAUUGCUAACGUGGGUAUUCCUAAUAUCUUUGGCGUUUCGGGAGGAACCAUCGCACAACGGUGGCAAUGGAACGCGACAUUAGGACCUCUUGUCGAUCGUCCAGGCCGUGUUGGUGACUGGAGCUAUAUCAAUACCGAUGGGUUGGGUCUCUUGGAGUAUCUUACCUGGUGCGAAGACCUGAACAUGGAGCCUAUAAUGGCGGUCUGGGCAGGCAUGCUUUUCACCUUUUCUUCCCUUUGCCAUUUAGCUGAUUUGCACCAAGGAUUCGCACUGGGAGGCGCAUCUGUACCGCAGGACCAACUAGGUCCCUACGUUCAGCAGGCGAUAGAUCAGAUCUAUUUCACUAUCGGUGAUCCCGCUACUAAUGCAAAUGCGGCGCUACGAGCGUCUCUCGGUCACCCAGAACCUUUCAAAUUGAAAUACGUCGAGAUUGGUAACGAAGCAAGACUUUUUUGCAUCUUCGACAAAAGAUAUACCUAUCGAUGGCCAGCCUUCGUCAAUGCCCUCAAGGCAGAGUUCCCUGAUCUUCACUAUAUUGCCACCACCUUUCCGUUCAACCCGGUCCUCUCCCCGACUCCCACCGAAUAUGACAAUCAUCUCUACACUUCUCGCUCCGGAAUGGUUCAAAACGGGUUCUUCUACGACGAUGUUGCGCGCGAUGGUACACAAUAUUUUGAGGAAACAGCGACAUCGUAUUUGCAGCGUCAUUUGCUCCUGUCCUCAAUAAAUGUCGCCUCUUCCCAAUGGCAUCCCAACUUGAUCAGUUUCGACGCUGGAUCGGUUUAUCUCUCAACGAGUUACUACGCUCAGAAGGUCGCGCACAACAACCCAUCGACCCUUGCCACCUCUGACUUUAUUAUCUUGCAGCUCUUUAGCAGGAACCGUGGAGACGAAUACAUACCAAGCACCUUGCCGGCCCGUGACGGCACAUUAUUUUGGACAGUAGUCCGAAAGACAUCGGUAAUACCAAAUGAGCUCAUUAUCAAAUGGCCAACGCUUCCGCCUGUGACAUUCAGCCUUCCUUUCAGCUCAGUUUCAUCUACGGCGCUAGCACAAGUCUUGACGGGAAGCGCCACCGCCAGCAAUACUCCAUCGACGCCACAGCUUGUCAUUCCGGUGAACAGCACCAUCGCAACCGGUCAAACUUUCACCUAUUCUGCGCCGCCUUUUAGUCUGAGCGUCCUUACAUUGACCCUGUAA